GCUCGAACGGAAGACAAAUCCACGAAAUCAACCGAACGGGUAAAAUCGAGUCAAAAUACGAAAUCGACCAAUCAAUCCGGCGUGGAGGUUAAUCUUCCGGCGAUAUCAACUCGGGGUAGCGGCCGGAUGCGACAACGGUGACGGACGCUGGCGAUGAGCAGCGACUGGCGGCGUUGCAAUCGACGGCGGCGGACGACCGACGAAGGCGAAACAGCGGCGUUGCACUCGACGGCGAGGAUGGCCGCUGUGCAAAGGGCGACGGCGGCGCUCGAUUCCGGCGAAGGCGAAGCAGCAGCAGGAAGCUCGGCGACGGCGGCUGGAGGCUCGGCGACGCUGAGCGGCGGCUACUGGCGAAGGAAGCAGCGGCGGCGCUUCAACUCGGCGGCGCUGCAAUCGACGGCGGCGAUGAGCGACCGGCGCUGGCAGUGGAGGCGACGGACUUCCGGCGAAGGAUGGGCAGCGAUUGGCUUCCGGCGACG
Cuscuta campestris is the source of this 479-nucleotide messenger RNA. The record is from the annotation of a GenBank genome assembly. Lineage: Eukaryota; Viridiplantae; Streptophyta; Magnoliopsida; Solanales; Convolvulaceae.